Messenger RNA from Colossoma macropomum (tambaqui), 2172 nucleotides. RefSeq lists its product as uncharacterized. NCBI's taxonomy places the organism in Eukaryota, Metazoa, Chordata, Actinopteri, Characiformes, Serrasalmidae. The coding region runs from base 301 to 1665 and encodes 454 amino acids. Gene Ontology annotation, molecular function: catalytic activity. The record is from RefSeq and is a predicted model, not a curated record. The transcript has 3 exons.
GGGUGCGCAGUUUCCACCUGCUUUGCCAAACAUCUGCAUUAUAAAAGAACAGAACAACUUCAAGGGAAGAGAAAGUUACAUUCGUCUUUUCGUUUUUAACUCGCUGAGCUUCAUGAAAAUCGGGUUUAGAAGAUCAGCAUUUUGGUGUCUCGUGCUGGCCAGUGUUGUACGCAGGUGGGCUACUUCGCUUAAUACAGCUCCUCCAGGGAGAUUCACUCGAAAGAGGCCCCGGAUAUUCUGUAAUAACUCUCGCUCGGACGAGGCGAUCUGAGCGAAACAACACGCAAUCUUCUCAGCAGGAUGGUGGUGUACAGUAUUGAGCAGCGCGUCUUCAUGGUGCGAACCUAUUGGGUCACCAAUUCGUUUAAGCAGUGUCAGAGUGAAUUUAGGAAGAAAUAUGGUGUUCGUGACGUACCCUCAAAGAGUGUAAUUCAGAAGAUGGUACGGAAACUGGAAACGACGGGAUCACUGAUCCCUUCUCAUGGCGGAGGCCGUCCGAAGAUGUCGCAGGACACAAUCGAUGAUGUGCAGCAUCGUCUGCAGCAAACGCCCUCGAAGCCUCUGAGACGCCUCGCGCAGGAGACCGGGAGGUCCUACUCAACAUGUCAGAGAGCUGCAAAAAGGGCAAAACUGCACGGAGAACGUCCGAAUGUGUCUGGCAGAGAACGGAGAUCACUUCCAGCAUCGCAUGUAAUGCAAUCGAUUACACAUACGUUAAGAACAUCAGCCACAAUGUCCUGUCUGGAGAGGCAUGUGAUUUGGAAGGCAGGGGAACUGGAGGCGUACCUCCAUCCUUCUCCGUGGACCCCAGGGGCCACAGUCGUAACGUAUAAUCCCCCUAGAGGAGCCAGCAGCCUGUUCCAUUUACCUGAAGACUCUUUCCUGAGCCUGCUGUUGGGCGCGAGGGCGGUGGGAAGCCUCCUGUGUGAGCGGCUGGGGGUGCAGCGCUGCGCCCUCGUCCACACGCCUCAGAGUGAGGAGCACGAGGACCCCACAGUGAAGCUGCUGGUGCUGCCCCUCCAUGGCCUGCAGGCGGACUGGACGCCUCAUCUUGCAGCUGAGGAAGACUUCCAGCCAUAUGAUCCUGGAUACAUUACGUCGAAGAGUGGCCCACGAUGGACCGAUAUAAGUUUGGAGUGGGUUAAGGACAGGAUCCGGGCAAAACUACCUUCCCCAGAUGCCCCUCUUGACUACACUUUCCUUGGAGACCCGUCCCACCCGGGCCUGUUUUCUCGCAUAGUUCGUGGUGAGGAGCAGCAGUGGAGAGUGUGGGAGGACGAGGAGCACAUUUCCUUCCUCACUCCGUUCCCCAACACGCCUGGUCUCACUGUCCUCAUUCCCCGCAAACCACUGACCAGCGACAUCCUCCGGCUAGAGGAGGGGGAUUACAAAGGUCUGGUGCUGGCAACCCGACAGGUGGCUCAGCUGUUGGAGGAGGCGUUGGGAGCGUGGGGGGUGGGUCUUAUAUUUGAGGGAUAUGAGAUUGACUACGCUCAUGCUAAACUCAUUCCUCUGGUGUCACCACCUGACAACAUGACCCAAAACCUAACGUGUCCAGCGCCUGAGUUUUAUGACAUAUACCCCGGCUUUGUGACCUCAGCCAGUGGGCCUCUGGCCAGCACUGAGAGCCUGAGAGAUAUCCAUGCCAAAAUUACUCAGGUGUGAGAGAUUUCUUUUUAUUUUUUUUUUAACUAAUUUUUUGUGCCAAGGUGAAGACAGUAUUGUGUGUUAAAGGGCCCAUUUUCUUACUUGCUUAGAAUACAAAGAGUGAUACAGUGUGUAAACAUUUUUUUCCAAAACUGUUCCUUCCUCAGUCCAUGUGGUCCAAUUAUGGAAACUAAGGUGUAUUUAGAAUUCAUUGUUUUUUGUGACGUCACCACAACCAAAGAAAAUUGAUAUCUAUCUGCCUAUUGAGCCUACAGCAGUUUAGCUCCGCCUAUUCAUGUCAAAGCCUUAAGGACCCUCCUGUGCUAGUUUUUGAAGACACAAUAUAGCCAGCCAAUCAAAACGGAGAUCUUUUAUGUACGGUUGUAUGCAUACAAUUAUGCGUCUCUGGUCAAAUACAUUUUUUUUUUUGUUACAUUUUCAUAAGUACACAUUCUCUACAGAGAACACGCUUCUUAUAAAAACAUUUAAAGCACAAUUACUGUUUAUUUGCUGAAUUUAACAUAA